Molecule: messenger RNA, 1885 nt
Organism: Mizuhopecten yessoensis (Yesso scallop)
Lineage: Eukaryota; Metazoa; Mollusca; Bivalvia; Pectinida; Pectinidae
Product: protein SET-like
Exons: 8
Coding region: 15-836 (273 amino acids)
Biological process (GO): nucleosome assembly
Cellular component (GO): nucleus; chromatin
Molecular function (GO): chromatin binding; histone binding
Source: RefSeq, a predicted model, not a curated record
AAUUUCCACUGCGCAUGCCCAGCCUCUGUGUUCCUGAAAUGGCGACUCCAGCGAAAGUCAGUAAGCCUGACGCUAAAAACAAUCAUGAAAACGCCGACGAACAAGCAGAUAAAGAACAACAGGAGGCAAUUGAGCAAAUAGAUGAAGUCCAGAAUGAAAUUGAUCGUUUAAAUGAACAAGCGAGUGAAGAGAUACUUAAAGUUGAACAAAAAUACAACAAAUUAAGGCAGCCAUACUUCCAGAAGAGGUCGGACUUGAUCGCAAAAAUUCCUAAUUUCUGGGUCACUGUUUUUGUAAAUCAUCCUCAAGUAUCAGCUCUGUUACAUGAAGAGGAUGAGGAGGCACUCCAAUUCCUGUCUAAGGUUGAAGUUCAAGAGUUUGAAGACAUCAAGUCAGGCUACAAAAUCAACUUUUUCUUUGAAGGUAACCUGUACUUUGAGAAUGAAGUCAUAUCGAAAGAGUUCCAUCUAAAUGACACUGGAGAACCCUCAUCAAAAUCAACACCCAUCAAAUGGAAAGCAGGAAAAGAUCUAACAAAGAAGUCAUGUACCCCAAGUAAGGGAGGGCGUAAGAGGAAUAUAGAGGAGCAGGAAUCCUUCUUUUGUUGGUUUACAGACCAUGGGGAUGCUGGUGCUGAUGAGCUUGGAGAGGUGUUGAAGGAUGAUAUCUGGCCGAACCCCCUACAAUACUACUUGGCGUCAGAAAUGGAAGAGGAAGGUGGAGAUGAUUUGGAUGAUGAAGAACUUGAAGAAGAUUUCGACGGUGAAGAAGAGGAAGGUGAUGAGGAUGAUGUUGGAGAAGAGGAUGCAGAGGAUGACGCAGAAGAUGAGGGUUGAUCUUUGUCUUGACAUUUAUAUUGUUUCAUUGUCGUUCAUUUUAUCAUCACAUUUUCAUCGGUCAUGUUUCAUUUGGAGUCGUCUGUCAGUUGUCGUCGUUGCAUGUGUCGGCCGUUGGGUCGCUACAGAAGUGGACCAUCUCAUGAAGGAUAUCAAGACAUUUGUGACAUUUGUAUGGACGAAAAAAUUAACCACCAGUAGUUUCUAAACAGUUUGUAAGAUUUGUGUUCAUAAUAUAAGGAAAGACAGCUAUAUAUCAUCGUCUCUGGAAGUGUUUCAUUGCCUGCAGAUGAAAUCAUUUUAAUUCUUCAGCUCAGUACGUAUGAAUUCAUAACUGUUCUAUGAUAUAAUUACUUAGUAAUGAUGUUUGUUUACUUUGUGGGACAGGGGGAUGUAUUUUUCCUUUGUAAGUGUUUUGUAUAGAUGAAUAGUACAGUUUUUUUCCAUCCUCUGUGUUCAGGUCAGCAAAGAGAAGCCUUUAUGUAAAUUGUAUGGAAUGAGCUUGUACCGUCUAUGCAGCUAUUUCCAGAUCAGCUGAAUUUUAAUUAUCCGCUGCAUAUUCAGCUGUAUCAUGUGGAGUUUGGUUUGAUUACCACCAAUCAGAUAGCUUUGUCUGAAGUUUUGUAUGCAUAAAACAGUCCCAGAAUUGUGUUACAGAUUUCAUGGGCUUAAAAGGGAGGAAUUGUUUGCAGAAUCAAUGUUAUGAAAUCAUCAUGGAUACCUUCUAAUGGAAGAUAUAGAAAUAGGACGUUUUCGAAGAUCAAGAGAAACUUGAAAAAAUAGUGGAAUUUUAAAUCCAAAUAAAAUUGAUUGUUUAGACAACUUGACAUUGUCAGUUUUGUGUUCAUAAGAUUUCGCCAAUCUGAAACAUGUCAUUCAUUUUUGUUAUUGUGCAUUAAGUCAUCUUUUUGAAUUUUUUUUUUUAAACAUGUUGAUCUAUAUUUUUGGGGUACCAAUUAAUUUGGUUUUACCAGUAGUUACUCGAUUGGCAGUCCCCAGUUAAUACAUGUAAGGGUCAGUUAUCAGAAUAAAUUUGCAUGUAUUUUUAA